GUUGAUCUCGCGAUGGAGAACGACGUCAAAGUUUUUUUAUAAAAACAAUUUAGAUGAUUAUAUGGAUUUAAAUUAAGUUUAUUCUUGUGUUAAUUUAAAAAAUACUGGCUACCUAAUGUUCUAUACUCACCACUAGCUAAUAAACGAAAUAUCUUGAAGAAAGAAAAUGAUUGAUGUCGAUAAUACGGUUUUGAUAAAACCUUUAGAGCCAGCCCAUAUUAUCCAGUAGACUUUUUAUGGAAGAAGAUCCUAGAGCUUAAACGAUAUAAAAAUUCUAGUCAUAUAUCAAAAUGUGUAAUAAAAUUAUAUUGCUGUUUGUCGUCUUAACGGCGGUGUGCUUUCUCCAAUGUCAUUCAACUGGACCAACGCAUGGAAAAGUUGUCAUGUGCUAUCUAGCCACAUGGGCCACGUACCGCCCUGGUGAAGGCAAGUUCGAUCUCACGGACCUAGAUCCAUCUCUGUGUACCCAUGUCGUCUACAUAUUCGCUGGUCUUGACGAAAAUAUGAUGACAAUUAAAAGUAUCGACAGUGCACUUGAAAAAGGUUACUCGAACGCAGGCUAUCAGAGUCUUGCUAAACUUAAAGAAAGAUUUCCUCAUCUAAAGAUAAUAUUAUCUGUUGGUGGCUGGAACGAAGGUACAACCAAGUAUUCAAAGAUGGCCGCAGAUUCCAACUUCCGAGCUAAAUUUAUACAAAGUACAGUGGAAUUCUUAAAGUUACAUCAAUUUGAUGGACUGGACAUGCAUUGGAAAUAUCCUGUCGUAAGGGACGACAAACCUGAAGACAGACCUAACUUUGUGUCUUUAAUAAAGGAAUUAAAACAAGCAUUCACUCCUCAUUCUCUCAUCUUGACAGCGGCGCUGGGAGCUACAAAAUAUACUUUGGAUCAGUCAUACGACUUGCCUCAAUUAGACAAAUAUAUUGACUACUUUAAUGUAUUAUGUUAUGAUUAUCAUGGUUCUUGGGAAGGAGUUAUAGGAGUGAAUGCAGCUCUUUAUGGGGUCAACGACAAUGAUUUUGUUAAUGUGGACUAUACUCUUAAGUAUUUGCUGUCUCAUCAAGUUACUCCGGGAAAAAUAAUCCUCGGCCUAGCUUUCUUCGGACACGGUUACAUUCUGAAGGAUCCCGUCACACCAAAUAUAGAGUUUGGUAUAACACCAAUCUCAACACAAUCGUGGCAAGGACCUUUGAGCAAAGAAUCUGGCUUUAUGGGUUACAAUGAAAUUUGCAAAGAAUUGAGUGAGCCAACUUCUAAAUGGGUACGCCACUGGGAUGAAAAGACUGCAACGCCGUAUCUACGCGACGGCGCUCGGGUCAUUACAUACGACAAUCCAAGGUCGAUUGCUCUUAAAGUCAAGAAAGCUGUGGAAUACAAUCUAGGCGGCGUGAUGGCAUGGUCUGUGGACACUGACGACUUCAGAGGUCUCUGUGAAAAGGAAGCUGACUACGUAUCUGUGUCAUAUUCCACUCUAUGGGAUUUCGCUCACAAGUACAACCGCAUCGCCAAUAAUCCGGUGCUGGAAGGAAUUCUUAAGAACCGAAAUCUCCCAAGUGCUGCCCGUUUAGACCGACUGACUGAUACGCCGCCUAGUCAUACAGACGUAGUCACAAGAAGUAAGAACCGAAUCUGGUUGUCGGAAUCUGAAACUUCAAACUACGCGCUACUGCAUACUAUUGAUGACGUCAUGCACCUCGCGUUAGAAGAAAAAGGAAUCAGUGACGAAAUGAUCAAGCUAUUAACUGAAAAAGCUGAAUCCGGCGGACAGAAUAGUACAAGCGUUUACACAAUGGUCUGUUAUUUCUGCUUUAUUUAAGAACAU
This is a messenger RNA of Papilio xuthus (Asian swallowtail), 1820 nucleotides long. RefSeq names its product probable chitinase 2. Gene Ontology annotation, cellular component: extracellular region. Gene Ontology annotation, molecular function: chitinase activity; chitin binding. The transcript is spliced from 11 exons. The record is from RefSeq and is a predicted model, not a curated record. Bases 291 to 1814 code for a protein of 507 amino acids. Gene Ontology annotation, biological process: carbohydrate metabolic process; chitin catabolic process. Lineage: Eukaryota; Metazoa; Arthropoda; Insecta; Lepidoptera; Papilionidae.